AUGGCAGAUGAAGAAUACUUUGAUGAAGAAGGUGAAGAAGAGCUAACAGAAGAAGGAGCACCUGAAGAAAUAGAGGAGGAAGUUGAAGAAGAAUCUAUACUCACUGAAUAUGAUCCUGACGACUUCUACUCGGGCGCAGUCAUUUCUUUAGAUUCAACCUUACCAAUAGAUUUGUUUGAAUUUGAACAUUCAUACGGUUACAACUGCCAUAAGUACUUCAAUCUGUGCGCGUGCGAUGAAACAGUCGUAUGCUGGUCCGCUGGAAGUAUAAUCACCUUUCUCGACGUCAACACCAAGCAGACUUGGUUCCGGCGAAGCAGCACAGGGGGCACUGUCGGAGCUCUUACGUCUUAUAGAAAAGAUCCGAAUUAUCGUAUAGCUAUUGGAGAAGAUCGAGAGGGUCACCGAGACCCACUAAUAAUUCUCUAUACAUGGCCACAAAUGGAUAUAGAUGCUGUACUUCGCGAUGGUACUACUAACGCAUACUCUAUAUUAGACUUCAGUCCUGAUGGCGAAUUAUUGGCGUCAGUGGGCAAAGAAUCUGAUUAUAACCUCACCAUCUGGAAUUGGAAACGUCACAAGAUUCUUUUACGUACAAGUGCUUUCACAUACGACGUCAAUACCGUAAUGUUUUCACCUUACUGUCCAGGACAGCUAUCCACUGCAGGAGCGGCGCAUAUAAAAUUUUGGAAAAUGGCUGAAACAUUCACAGGGGUUAAGUUGAAAGGUGACUUGGGUAGAUUCGGGAAAACUGAAAUCUGCGAUGUCCUUGGUGUUUAUCCAAUGCCCGAUGAAAAGGUGCUAUCUGGAUGUGAAUGGGGCAACGUCUUAGUGUGGGAAGCUGGACUUGUUAAAAUUGAAGUAACACGAAAAGGACGAAAAUCCUGUCAUAAAGCUCCAAUUAUCCAAUUUAUGUUAAGUCAAGCGGGUGAUGAAGUAACUACAAUAGCCCGAGAUGGUUGUAUUCGUGCGUGGUACUGGGAUACUGUGGAACAAGCUGAUCCGCCAGAGGAAGAUCCUUAUGUCGAAAUCAAUCCUGUUGCGGAAACGUGUGUGCCCGGCUGCCAAAUAAUGUGUCUCAAGCACCAAAAAGACAUGUAUUGGUACGCUCAAGAUGCCAACGGCGGUAUAUGGACAGUUGAUUUGGAAAUCGAUAAACUUGAAUGCAACCAUCACAAAGUAAUAACGUGUCACGCAGGAAGCAUUGUUGCUAUGGCAGUAUUGAGAACUCAGCCCAUCCUAAUUACCGGUGGUGAAGAUGGGGCUCUGCAUGCUUAUAAUACGUAUAGUCAUACCCUCCUCGCCCGAUAUCAAUUUCCUGUGCCUAUAUCCUGCAUCUUUUAUCCACCUUUAGAUGUAGAUCAAACAUCAAAGAUUUUCAUGGUUGGGUUUAAAGAUGGUAUAAUGCGGACGUUACUGCUACAUCCCGACCGGUUGAUAAGUCGUCAGAGUCUGAUCGACAUCCGCGUGCACUCUGCGCUCACGAUACACAGUGAAGAUUCGGCUAACGCCGAUGUUAUAGAUCUGUUAUCGCUGUUAAAACCACACUCGAAGUCCCUCACUCAAAUAUCAAUAAAUCAUCAGCGCACUUUACUUGUGACAUGCGCGGAAGAUUGCACCAUAUUCAUGUAUAAGUUAGAGUUAGCCACACCUUUCCAAUUGCAUAAAAUUGGUUUCAUAGAAACACCUAAUAAUAUAGCUUACAUGACGUGGAAACCCGACGAGGAACAUGUACUUUUAUUGUGCGGUCAAGUUGGCUUGGUUAUGGAAGCUGUACUGCCAAAGAUUGAAUCUCGCGUUUACAGUGAAAUCACUACCUUUAGGCUCGAGUUCGAGUCCUAUGUAGAGACUCUAGUAAAAAAGCAUUUCAUGCGCAAUAGACCAUUUCCUACUGAAGAAGAUCUUGCUAGUUUAGACGAAGAAGCUUUAAAAGCUAAAGAUGAAAAAGAUGACGAAGACGAAGAAGAGGAAUGGAUUGGCGCCAUAGAACUCAUGGAAAGCGAAAGUAUGUUGGGUACAACAGUGACUUGGGCGGAGUAUUGUGCUGAAGGUGUUUGGGUCGUACAGAAGGGUACCGGCGCUCUUCUAUUAGUGAAGCCAGGAUCAAACAAGAUUCUGAAAUAUGCUCCAAUCCCUGACGCUUGGUGUGAUGACCUUACAUCUCUAAAAUUUGUAUGUGAAGACCGCUACCUGAUAGUAGGUACUAACACCGGGUAUAUCCGCGUACUACGGCUGCCCACACCAGAAGAAGAUAGUCCAGAAACACAUUACAUGAUUUGGAUGACUGCUAUGCAGAAAUUGCUUAAGAAACUAAAAGGCAGGCGGCUAGCAAAAGAAGAGACGCAACCGAUUCCGCGCAUAGACUUCCAUGACAACUACUAUUUACCGAUGCACGACAAGUAUACCGGAGCGAUAUCAUGUAUAGAGAUCAGCACUCAUGGAAAACGGCUGUAUACAUGUGGCAGAGAUGGUAACAUAUUCGCUUACAUGAUUAAUUUUCAUGAGCACCUGAUCCCAAUGCCAGAAGUACCCUCGCCGCCAACGGAACCACCAGUUAUGACAAAAAUCGCCGAGCCAAGCACCGUAGAAGGUGAAUUGAUGUCACAUGAGCAAUUGAAGCAAAAAGAAGAAUAUGAUAAAAUGAUGGCCAUAGCCAACGCACACAAGAAACGAGUUCGAGACCAACUGAUCGAGCUCACCAUCGAAUAUAGUAAACUCAUCAGAGCGAACCGUGCCUUGCCAGUCUCCCAGCAAAUAGACGUGACUUUAGACCCUCGACCUUUAGUAGACCAAGAGCGAGAACUAGAAGUUGCUAAAGCAUUAACUAUAAGGAAACUAGCUCAUCAGCUCGAGGCAUCCACCUUAGGACUCAACAAGAUGCGUAACAGGAAUAUUAUUCAGCUUGAUAUGUUUCCAUUCGCAGUGAAGGCUAUAAGAGAUCCCAAUGUGCUGAUUAAACCACUGCGUCAAAAAAAUCUGUCGAAGGCGUUCCGAGAUCAAUAUGAAGAAGUGCAUAUAAAAAUGGCUGAAGCUGCUCUCCGAGCAAGAAAGACAGAGGCAGCUGUACGACGGAUCGGUACAAGAAAAACCUCGUACGGUCCCCCUCGCAUGGGAUCUUUUCUAUUAGGUCUGCCUCCACGCGCGCCACAUUGCCUCAAAAAAGCACUAAGGAAUUAUCAUCAGCGUUUGUCGAGACAUCACAUGCAAUUCAUCGAGAUUCAAGAACAUAUAAAUCGGAGACCGGAUCCUAACGCUUUGCCUCCUGGUGCGGAGGAGGCUCUCAAAGAGGCGGAAGCGACAAUCGGUAACCGCCUUCUGAAGACGCAACCAGACUACGUCGCGCCACCUGGCCACAAUACACAAUUGCGUAUUUGUAUCACUAGACAAGAGAUUUAUGAUACUAAACGAGAAUUUAAUCUGAAAGUAUUACAAUUACGUGGGCACAAAGUUCGUUUAGUGCAACAAAUGAAGGAAAUUGGGGAACGCCUAGCGGAGAUACGGAUAGAAAUACCGCCCAAACUUGUGAAAGCGCCUCCGGCUAUACCCGAAAUCGAUGAAGAACUGGAAUUUCCUGAGACACACCUAGAGAUAAAACCAGAAAAAGUGGCUGUACCAGUACGAAGAAGUACUAAGAAGAUACAACAAGUAGAAGAUAGAAAAAAAUCAGUAUUUGGACUUAGAGUACGGCCACCACGUGUCAAUAGAUUUGUUCCAAUUAACGAGUGUAAGCCAUUAUCUGCUUCUUGGGAACUACUAAGAGUGAAACAAGAUCAAGAAUCAACUCCCUUGGAAACAGAAGUACGGGAGCGGCGCAUUGAAAGGCAUCUUUACGAACAAGAUAUGUUAUUAGCCGAUGCGGAAAUAUCAAUUCAAAAGUUCGACUCCCGAUUAAGGCAGCUGCAAAGAGAACGAAUCCGGGUUCAGGAAAAAAAUCAAUUACUGGAGUUACAUUUGUACCAAUUGCAUAGAGAGAUGAACGUGUUGAAUCGUUUCGAAGCCCACGAAGAUCGUUUAGCUGAAAGAGUGUACUCAAAACUAAUGCAGGUGAAAGGUGUCCAAGAGCAAAUCGAGGAUUGUAAACACCGAAUCGAAGAAAUAUUAGGCGAGAAAAAUGAACUAGACGUUGAAUGCCAAGAGCUUCAAAGACAGUUUAAACAUUUAGUCGCAGAUAACAAAUUUGCCGAUUUUCUGCGAAGAAUAUUUAAGAAGAAGUAUCGACCACCUCGUGAUCACGACGAUGACGAAUCUUCUGAAUCGGAGUCUGAGUCAUCAUCCAGCGAAGAAGAAGAGGAAGGAAGCAUGGACAGCCGUGACAUCGGUCCUAUUCGCCUCGAUCCCAACGUUUGCCCAGAAGGAUGCGAAAGAGAAAUCUACGACAAGACUUACGAAUUAAGAGGCAUAAGACACAAACACGAACAGGAUAUUAUAGAAAAAGGCAAGAUGGUCGAGAUGCUGUAUCGUGACAUUGACAACCACAACAAGUACAAGCGCAAGCUAACAUCCCAACUCGACACUAGAAAGAAUGAACUCAAGGAAUUUAUGAUGGAGAAGCAAAACUGUAUGAAUGAAGUGGAGCAAGUUGUGAUUCUGCGUUACGAUCAGAUGAGAGCGUCUGCGCUCCGGGGGUGCACGGGGCCCCAGGGGCUGUCACAAACUGUGGUAUUCCCAGAAGCUAUGCUCAUGAGGCUCAGAAAAAGAGUUCUUGAAUUACAGGAUGAGAUACAACAGCAAAAAUUGCGUCAAAAGGUGAACCGUACACAUCUGUUCCGCAUGAACAUCGACAUUCGUGCGAUGGAGCAGACAGCGGCUGAAUUACGAGCACAGAUGCGGGAUAUACUGACGCGCAAGUUGGGCAAACCGCGCAAGGUGGACAAAACGCUCGAUGACAUGCUGCGCCAAUUGGCACGUAGACACAAAUAUAACAAUACUUUCGGGAUCUUGCCACAACUGAGGGCACAGAUACGCAGCUGGCGGGAUCGCAUGGGUGAAACAGAAAAGAAAUAUCUAGAACGUCUAAACCAUUACUCAAAUCGCCUGCGAUUGGCCGCCGCCAUUCAAGCAGAUGUUCUACCACAAAAGCCUCAGAAAAGCGUCGAUGAAAUGGCGGGUGGUUAUAAUGUAGAAGAGUAUGAGCGCGAUGUAACACGGUUACGCAUCGUACGCGCCCAGCAACAAGAACAAAUCAAGCAACUGCGUGAUGAAAUAAAUGCUCUGCAUCUGAAACCGGCACCGUUUAGUUUGGCGAUACCGAAACGAGCUAGAGAAGAAUCCGAAGCCUCCAGCAUCUACUUGCACAUGGGCCCGCGCAGUAUGAGGGACAAAAAGAAGAAGUAUUUUCCUAUAUCACCUAUACAAUCGAAGGCAUACGUUGGUGGUGGAAGCGACGUGAAUACAAUGAAGCUGCUUUUCGAUGCGUUAGACGUUAUGCGUGUGACACGAGAUGAUGCCCAGGCUCUACUCGCAGAUAUUAACGAAAGACUGCCGGACAUAAUCUCUGGCGCAUCUUCAAGGUAUGACGUUGUAGAUAGUCUGGUAAAGAAAUGGCUUUAUCGUCAUGGCGGAGAUCCUAGUAAGUACAAGAAACGAACUAAAGCCUUCGACGCAGUGGCAAGUUUGACCGAUCGUUUAGUGCGACAGCAUAUAAAGGAAAUGCAAGAAAUGGGUAUAAAAGGAAUGUCACAAGUGCUUCAAGGUUUAGAGACCGCUCUGAAAGACGUGUCGGAUUUAAAAAUGCCUUUAUCUCAACGUAUUGGACCCACUCUUGCUACCUUACUACACACCGUUGGGUUUGAAGAAGCUGAUAGUCCCGAGACGUUGACUUCGUUAGUAAAGGCACUCAUGGAUGACAUGCACCCGCUGACUCAAGACUCAAUAGAUUGUAUUUCUAUUAACGAUGUUAUUGAUGAUAUGAAAGAGUGUGGUGUUGAACUGGACGAAGAUGACAUGGAAUACAUCGUGAAGUUAGUCAUAGACAGUCUUAAAGCUCAACUACUCGACCCAGACGAAAAUAAAAGAAUACAAGACAAAGUUGAAGAAGCCAUUUCUAUGCAUUCGACACCAAGAUUAAAUCUAAAAUAUGAAAGUUCUAUAAGAACUUUAGACUCUGGACGACGUAAAGGCCACUCAAUCGGUCGCAUUUCGGACAUCAAUACAAGUAAGAAAAGGUCCGAUCAUGUGACACUUCCUGCUUCUGCACCAGACGAGGAUGAUAAAUCUAGUGAAAUAAAGAAAAGUGAAACCUAA
Molecule: messenger RNA, 6243 nt
Organism: Arctia plantaginis
Lineage: Eukaryota; Metazoa; Arthropoda; Insecta; Lepidoptera; Erebidae
Source: the annotation of a GenBank genome assembly